AUGAAAAAUUACACUACAGCAUCUCACUUUAACCUCACCAUGCAUUUGAAUUUAGAGCCUUACCGUAACUCAUCUUUUGUACUCUCUUUCCUGCUGUUUGCAAUUAUUGUCUCUGCUAAUCUUCUUAUAACACUGAUAAUAUCAUUGAACAGAGCACUUCAUGAGCCCAUGUAUAUUUUUGUUGCUUUUUUAUCUGCCAACUCUCUGUAUGGUUCUACUGGUUUCUUCCCCAGAUUCCUCAUGGACCUUCUGUCUGAUACUCAUUUAAUCUCACGCCCUGCUUGUUUUAUUCAGAUCUAUGUUAUUUAUACAUAUGCUUCUUUUGAAAUGACCAUUCUGAGCAUUAUGGCAUAUGAUAGAUAUAUUGCUGUCUGCCAUCCUUUACACUAUCACAGCAAAAUGACCCCUAACACAGUCUGUAAGUUGGCAGCUUUUGCUUGGAUCUGUCCAGCCUUUUCUGUUGCAAUUUGUCUUUAUUUGUCCAUCAGGCUUCCUUUGUGUGGUAACAAAAUCCUAAAAGUAUACUGUGCCAUCUGGAACGUUGCUAAACUGUCAUGUGUCACCACUAUUAUCAACAAUAUUGUUGGCUUGCUUGUCACCACAGUUACAGCAAUUCUGCCCCUGACCUUUGUCUUGUAUACCUACUUUCGAAUUAUGCUUGUGUGCAGGAAAAGCUCAUCCGAAUUCAAGAAGAAAGUGUUCCAAACCUGCUUGCCACAUACUAUUUCAUUCAUCAGUUAUACCAUUACAGCAGUUUGUGACAUUGCCUUAAGUCGUCUUAAUGUUGAAAAGCUAAACCCACUACUUGCUGUAAUUUUAUCAUUGGAGUUUGUGAUCAUACCUCCACUUCUGAACCCUCUUGUGUAUGGCCUGAAGUUACCGGAAAUUAGAAGACACAUUUUCAGGAUGUUUUCAUGUUUAAAACCUCUUUCUUAA
Molecule: messenger RNA, 936 nt
Organism: Chelmon rostratus (copperband butterflyfish)
Lineage: Eukaryota; Metazoa; Chordata; Actinopteri; Chaetodontiformes; Chaetodontidae
Product: olfactory receptor 6N1-like
Exons: 1
Coding region: 1-936 (311 amino acids)
Biological process (GO): G protein-coupled receptor signaling pathway
Cellular component (GO): membrane
Molecular function (GO): olfactory receptor activity; G protein-coupled receptor activity
Source: RefSeq, a predicted model, not a curated record